AUGAAAGUUAAUCAUCUAAUACAAUUUAUCCAAUAAAAUGUGGAAAUGGAAUAAUUGAAGGAUUUGAAUAAUGUGAUGACUAAAAUCUUAUCAAUGAUGAUAAUUGUAAUAAUCUAUGUAGACUUUCUUGUUAUUCAAGUUGUCAAAUAUGAAUAAAGAGGUAUUGUAUAAAAUGAAUAUUAAGAGAUUUGGGAUGUAAAACUAUCUCUGUAGAUUCUUUAAUCGCAGGUAAUGAAUAAUGUGAUGAUGGUAGAGUAUCUCUUAUUAAAAUAAAUUAUAACUCGGACAACUAUGA
Messenger RNA from Paramecium sonneborni, 295 nucleotides. The record is from the annotation of a GenBank genome assembly. NCBI's taxonomy places the organism in Eukaryota, Ciliophora, Oligohymenophorea, Peniculida, Parameciidae.